Messenger RNA from Ahaetulla prasina, 516 nucleotides. RefSeq names its product cytochrome c oxidase subunit 6C. The transcript is spliced from 4 exons. Bases 38 to 391 code for a protein of 117 amino acids. The record is from RefSeq and is a predicted model, not a curated record. Lineage: Eukaryota; Metazoa; Chordata; Lepidosauria; Squamata; Colubridae.
GCGACGCAAGUUUGGCCUGAGUGCUUGCCGUAGUCACAUGCGCGCAUGCGCAGCCCGGAACCGUGCCUCAAAAAGUGAAGGCGUAAAGGACGGCUUUAGCUCUGUAGGGGUCAGAGAAGGAACUUCCUCCUGCUGUGGUGUCGGGCGAGAAAGCUUCAAUAUGUCUUCUGGUCUGUUGCCCAAGCCACAAAUGAGAGAUCUCCUGGGAAGAAUUGCAAGAAGGAAUUUUCUGAUAGGAGUUACUUUAGUAACAGGAAGCUUUUUUUUCUUGGAGUAUUUUUUCAUUCAAGGAAGGCAAAAUAAAUACAGAGAUUUCUAUAAAACAUUUGAUUUCGCGAAAGACUUUGAGGAGAAGAAAAAAGCAGGAAUUUUUCACAGUGUGAAGCCCUAAUGACAUCUACUAAUCAUAAAGCUUCCCUUUGGAGACAAAAUAGUUGAAUAUUAUUGUGAUCAAUAACGAUCACCUUCAAUGUUGGUCCUCCUGUAUUGUGCUCAUUAAAUGAAAUCUUUAUCUCA